Dicentrarchus labrax (European seabass) is the source of this 3687-nucleotide messenger RNA. RefSeq lists its product as uncharacterized. Gene Ontology annotation, molecular function: ATP binding; MAP kinase activity. The coding region runs from base 143 to 3637 and encodes 1164 amino acids. Gene Ontology annotation, cellular component: nucleus; cytoplasm. NCBI's taxonomy places the organism in Eukaryota, Metazoa, Chordata, Actinopteri, Moronidae. Gene Ontology annotation, biological process: protein phosphorylation; intracellular signal transduction. The record is from RefSeq and is a predicted model, not a curated record. The transcript is spliced from 11 exons.
UCCGGUGACUGUGAGACACACACACACACACACACACACACACACACACACACACACACACACACGAAACGUUACUCCGGUGUUUACGUUGAUAACGGAAGCUCACCGAUUUGGGCGAUUAAGGAAUUCACCUGUAAGUCUGAUGGAGCGUUACGAGUCUCUGGGUCUGGUCGGGGAGGGCAGUUACGGUACCGUGCUGAAGUGCCGCCACCGAGAAUCUGGUCGCCUCGUUGCCAUCAAGAAGUUCAUGGACUCGGACGAUGACAAGACGGUGAAGAAGAUCGCCCUGAGGGAGAUCAAGCUGCUUAGGCAACUGCAUCAUGACAACCUGGUGAACCUUCUAGAAGUUUGGAAGCGUCGCCGCCGCUGGUAUCUGGUGUUCGAGUUUGUGGAGCGAACGCUUCUGGAUGAUUUGGAGCAAAACCCAAGCGGACUGGACCUCAACACCAGCCGGCAGUACCUGUACCAGAUCCUGAGGGCUGCAGCCUUCUGCCACCAGCAAAAUAUCAUCCACCGUGACAUCAAACCAGAGAAUAUACUCAUCUCUCAGGGAGGUGUUGUUAAGCUGUGCGACUUUGGCUUUGCCCGGACCAUGACGUCGCCCGCUGAGGGGGCGGUCUAUACUGACUACGUGGCCACUCGCUGGUACAGAGCUCCUGAACUGCUGGUGGGAGACACCAAGUAUGGCAAACCAGUAGAUGUGUGGGCUGUUGGUUGUCUGUUAGUAGAGAUGUUAACAGGUCAGCCUCUGUUUCCCGGAGACUCCGACCUCGAUCAAAUUUACCACAUCGUCAGGUGCUUCGGUAACCUAACAGCUCAUCACCAGGAAUUGUUCUAUAGGAAUCCCGUCUUUUCUGGAGUAAGACUGCCUGAAUGUUCUGGCAGAGUCCCACUGCAGCAGCGCUUCCCUACAAUCACAACCACCGCCCUGGACCUGGCACAGAGUUGUCUCCAGAUGGAUCCAGAACGACGAGCUCAGUGUUCAGAACUGUUAGAACAUCCUCUGUUCACGCAAGAUUCCUUUCACAUCAGGGUUUUGGACGAGCUGAAUACUAAGAUCCAAAAAGACCACAGAGAAAACUCUACCCUUCCCAAAAUAGCCAAAACCCAAAGACGAGAAAAGGAUGAAGGGGAUGACCGCAGAGGCAAAGACAAGAAACAAUCUGAAGACAUGGAUAAGAAAGUUGACAAGGAAAAGGAGAAGAGGGACAAGGAGGGCAGAGAAGAAAAUACACCGAAAACAAAAGGCAAGCAGCCAACAAAGCCACCUAAAACCGUUCGGAAUACCUCAGAACCUUUGAUGUCCACCAAACAGUCUAAAACAUUAGGAGCCAAGACUGCCGAUAAUGCAGCAAAAACGACUGUGGCCAUAAGAAGUAAAAUGGCAAAAACUACUGGUGUGGAGCUGAGAAAGGAACCUGAGAAACCAACUACCCUUACUUCCAAUUCUUUGGAGGCUUCCAAAAUUGCAGCAGAUCUGAAGGACCAUAAUACAGUGGCAGCUAAACUUAAACAUGGUAAGGUUGCUUCUCCAGAGCCGAGGGAGGGCCAUUCAAAAAAUAUGGCUACUAAAGUACGAGAUUCUGGCCUGCGUGCUAGUUGCUCAGACAAUAUUGUGUCAAGCGUGACUGAGAAAAGUAUAAUUGAGAUCUGGAGAUCUUCUAAACUGGAACCAAGUCAAAACUUUGGGAAGAGCUCAAACAACUCAAACACAGAAGUGCCCAAAUUGUCUAAAAGCUCCAAGACUGACUAUCAAGAUGAGAGUUCAUCUCCAAAAGCUUCUUUCAAAUCAACCAUUGAAUGUACAGACACCAACUUAACACAGAAAGUGGGUAAAAUUUCUACUACAGAAGACUCUGAAGGUGCUGCCACAGCUGUAACUUCUAAGAUAUCUAAUAGGGGACAAGCAGAAACAAGCUUGACACUCAAAGCCACUCAACAAUCAAGCAAUAAUCACAUUGAGGUUGCUACCCAAACUAUUCCUUCUGUCGCUAAGCCAUGUAAGACAACUACUACUUCAAAGCAUCAGACCAACCGUGCAAACAUGGACACCGAGCAAAGAAGGACCUUUGACGGUCCAAAAGUCUUACCUUCAAACCCUAAGCCAUGUAAGACUACCUCAAACUCUGGCCCAAAAAUCAACAAAAACAUCACCUCUUUGACCACCAGUUCGAUUCUUACCUCAGAUCUUUCAGCGCAGUCCUCCACAGUUCUCAUAGAGGCCAGUCCUACCCACAGCACUACAACACCACCUAAAGGAACCCUCCAAACUGGCUCAUCUUCAGAUACUAAACCCAGAAAUGACCCCACCUGUGUACCCAAUCAACCUUCCAGGUGCCUUACAACAGACAGAGGACUUACAGAAGUAUUGAUUGCAAACAAAAAUCAGCAGGAUAGUUUUAAUACUUCAAAAACGGACAUAAAGGAGGCUCACCGAUACUUGAAGAAGAGCCCGGUGACCAAAACAGCUGCAAAGCACACUGAGAUAUCCAGUACUUCAGGUGGAUAUUAUGAGGAGAAUCCUGGAUCUUCUGAGCCCUGCAGCAUCAAUGAGCAGAGUACUUCCAAGUCUAAGAUCACCACAGAAUCCAGAUCACCCUCAACCUUCAUGCUGAGUGAAAUCCCUAAAACCAACACAUUAGUAGGGACUGUCCCAAAAACACUGAAAGCCUCAGAUAAAGAGAACAGAGAGGAUCUAGCAUUUUCUGUAUCCAACAAUGCAAUGACCAAUUCUUUAGUACAUCAAACCUCAAAGGUUUCUAGAAGCUCAAAUAGUGAGCGAAAAAACAGCAGCACUGAAGCUGAGCCUAACAUGAAAUCCUUGAAACCACCUCACUCCAAAUCUUUGAUCGGAGAACCUAAAACAAAGCUUGGGACUCUUAGCAACCACACCAAGUCCACUGCAACAAUGACUCAGAAAACUUCUACAGAGGCAAGGAAGAAAAAAGACAACCCAGAAAAGAAUAUCACAUCAAAUAUAUCCACAACUGCAGAUUUAACUUCAUUCACUUCUACAGAGAAUUCAGAGCACAAAGCUUCGCCAAGAAGCUCUGUAUUUUACAACAUGGACACCGCAUACGUUAAUGAGCUGGAUUUCAGUUUACCCCAUUCCUCUCCACCUCCUCCUCCUCCUCCACCCUCCUCUACUCCACUACUCCUCCCUCCAUCUUCCACACCCCUUAUUCCCUCUUUCUCUGUCAUCAGUACCAGCAGCCCAGCCCCUAGCGAUCACCUUACCCUUGGUGCUGGUUUCCAUCCCGGGGCUCACAGCCUUUGGUGUUUAGACAAACCAAGGCAUCACGGUGGCAUUUACAGUCGACAGGCCCAACAAUCUCUGUCCAGCCACAUUACAGGAUCACUCACAGCACAGGUGUCAGAGAAGAGCCUGAUGUGCGAGCGUUCCUUCCUGUCCGACCGCUGUAACCACAGUGGCGGCAUUACAGUGACCAAAAAGAAGUCAGACAUCCAUUUUCCAGAUCUAAGAACCUCAGUGCUGCCAGAGCUCAGAGGAAGAGAAGGUAAACACACCAAAAGCACUUCCAAGGAUCAGAGGAAAGAGAAACAGCUGGUUCCCUCCAUUCCUCCAUCAGAACCACAGCAUCACGGACACAACAGUACUGAUUCACACUCAACAUAACAAAAGCUUUCAGAUAUUCACCUCUUUACUUCAAUGUGACUGCAAAAAUU